CCUUGAGUCAGCUCAGUGACAACAACUAACACUUGGGCUGUGGAUACAUUGACACAAAGAUGGAGUCGUCACUUCCCGAAUGGGUGACAAAAGAAUUUUUUGAGCAGAGUCUCCGUAAAGAAGAAAACAACGACAACAUUGUGGUAACAAACUUGACCACUUCAUCAGCUGUUCCUCCUGGCAACAACUACGGGAGCUUCAUCAUCAGAGUUGAGCUGGAGUGGAGAGUGGGCCAAGAUGAUUCUGUGGUGAAGACUUCAAGAUUCAUUGUCAAAAAUGAACUUACUGAAGGGCCGAUGAAAGAAUUGUCAACAGAAUUCAAUCUGUUGGAACCUUCAUUCUACUAUAACUUUAUACCAAAAGCAAAAGCGUUCUGUGAUGUUAAUUUUGCCGCCAAAAGCUUCUUUUCUCCAAAAUCAACUGUGACAAUACUUGAAGACUUGAAAGAAAAAGGAUUUGUUAUGGCUGAUAGAACAAAGCUGUUAGACUUUGACCACUGCCGCCUCUAUAUGCUUGCAGCGGCUUCAUUUCACUCGGUGUCUGUUGCGGUUUUCAAAAAGCAUCCUGAAUUAUUGCAGCCUAUUAAAAAAGAAAUAAUGUUCUCGAAUGAUUCAAAGGUACGAGACCUGUUUAUAUCCAUGAUUAAUGGUGGGAUGAAGAGGUUUAUCCAAGAAAUGGAGAAAUUGGUUACGAUAAAGGAAUUUCUAGACACAGUAAAAGACAUUACACCGCAUCUAUGGGAUAUUCUAGUUGAAACACACAAACUAAGUGGUGAAGUAAUUAAGACGAUCAAACAAGGAGAUCCAUGGAUAACCAACAUGAUGUUUAGGUACGACAAGAACGACACGGUGUGCGACAUCAAGAUCAUUGACUUCCAGGGGACAUCAUAUGGGUCGCCUAUAUCUGAUUUGACGAUGUUCCUUUGGUCUAGUGCAAAUUUUGAUGUGAAGAGAAACAGAUUGGACGAUUUGUACAGAAUAUAUCUUGACAGUUUUAACGAAAAUCUAAAGCAAUUCGACUGUGAUGAAAGACUAACAUAUGAGCAGAUGAUGGCAGAGGUGAGAAGUUUUAGUCCAUUGGCUCUGUAUAUCUCUAGUUGUUUGCUACCUGGUCUUGUACACCCAGAUCCGAUGGACUUUUCUUGUUUCUUCUCUGAUGAUAAGGAAUCUGAAGUUGACAAAUUCUUUGGAAAAUAUUACAAUGAUGAAUAUUGUGCAAAGUUCCUUCCAAAAGUGUUGGAGUCUUUGGAAAUCAACGGAAUUCUCAACAACCUAGUCAUUUACAGAAAGUAGAGGAGGUUAUCAUUUACAUUUUAAUAUUUUUUAACAUCAAAUUUCAAAUGAAAUUUUUUUUUCAAAAACCAAAAUGACUUUUUAUCAAAUUAAAUAAAAGGCAAUAAAAGUAAAAAUAUUUUUUACUGUAGCUGGUAGAUUUAUACCUCAGUGUCCGUUAAAUGUGUAAUAUUAGAUUUUUUAAUACUGUAUUAUUACUUUAGCCUGACACAGGUAGGAUUAAAAAUUUAUAUACGGUCUGCUUCCAUACUUUUUUAAUACUUUUUCAAGUUGUUAUUUGAUCAUUUUUAAAUUUUACAAUACUCCAUCAAAAUAUAAAUUGGUUGUCCACAGAGAGGUAGCUGUUUGGAUUUAAUAUACUGUAUACCAAAUGCACCAAACAAGCAAGCAAACUUUAAAGUCUAAAUGUACAAAAAACAUGUAAGAAAUAAUCAACAGUGAUUGUGCAGCUAUGGAGUUUUGACGAUUGCAGUAUUUUGAGAUGACCUUGAGAUAAGAUAAACACAAGUCUGACAGAUAGUUAUAGCAUAGCCUUCCUCCUUCCAUUACUCAGUCCAUUAUGGUACUCGAAGGUCACUAAAACUUGUCCACAAUUGUACACCAACUCUGUUAAAAUCCAUGACUUGCACUAUCUCAGUCGCUAACUCAUUGAGUGUUUGAAACACUAAAAACAGAUAAUAGUAAACAAGAGAUAACAGAAACUAACCGUUUAAACAAACUUUCCUCUUCAAACAAUUCAUUUCUUGUGUAAUUCACACAAUAACUUUACUCCAUAAUAUUUCAUCCAUAUAUAAAUCCCAAAGUACGGUAGGCUACUCAUGAACUUUUGAGAAAACUAAAAGUCACACCCCUAAUAUUCGUCAUGACGAGAACCCUUGCGCAAAACUAUCCAUUAUUUCAUAAAGGGCAAUUAAGGUUGUAAUGUUGUAAUUCCUUUCUAAAGGGAACUUUCCACAUACCUAAUGUUAAAAAUACCUCAUCUGUACUUGUUUGUUAUUCUUUCAAUUUAUUACCUUAUUAAAAUCAGGUUUGAUUAUUUGUUUGUAUUCCUGUAUUCUGUUUUGUUUAUUUCAGCUUAACUUAACCAAUCAAUAGUUUUUGUAAUAUAUGUGCCUUAUAACUUGUUCUCAAGUAGUUGUACUCUAUGGGCUGUGCUCCCUACCACUAAUCAUAAGAAUAAAGUUCUUCUAUAUUCAAACAUCAA
Messenger RNA from Macrosteles quadrilineatus (aster leafhopper), 2496 nucleotides. RefSeq lists its product as uncharacterized. The record is from RefSeq and is a predicted model, not a curated record. Lineage: Eukaryota; Metazoa; Arthropoda; Insecta; Hemiptera; Cicadellidae. Bases 60 to 1292 code for a protein of 410 amino acids. The transcript is spliced from 2 exons.